Molecule: messenger RNA, 417 nt
Organism: Osmerus eperlanus (European smelt)
Lineage: Eukaryota; Metazoa; Chordata; Actinopteri; Osmeriformes; Osmeridae
Product: DEP domain-containing mTOR-interacting protein-like
Exons: 4
Coding region: 1-417 (138 amino acids)
Biological process (GO): negative regulation of TORC1 signaling; negative regulation of protein kinase activity; negative regulation of TORC2 signaling
Molecular function (GO): protein binding
Source: RefSeq, a predicted model, not a curated record
AUGGUGUCACGAGGGGAAGGAGGCAGGCAGAGGAGCAGAAGUGACAGCAGCUACUGCAAACAGGUCCCAGUUCUCAGGUCUUCCUCUCCAGUGCUCUACAACCCCAAAUCAGUGUUGAAGAGACCAGUGAGUCCAGAGGAGCUACAGAGACCAGGAAGUCCCUACACCAGGAGAACAUUCACGAUCGUGGGGGACGCAGUGGGCUGGGGGUUUGUGGUGCGAGGCAACGUGCCGUGUCACAUCCAGGCUGUGGACCCCAGUGGCCCUGCUGCGGCCGCAGGCAUGAAGGUGUGCCAGUUUGUGGUUGCGGUCAACGGCGUAAACGUGCUCUCCUCAGACUACAAGACCGUCAGCAACCUCAUCCUCACUGGACCACGAACUGUAGUCAUGGAGAUCAUGGAGGAGGCAGACUGCUGA